Ixodes scapularis (black-legged tick) is the source of this 1457-nucleotide messenger RNA. Its product is annotated as probable splicing factor, arginine/serine-rich 7. The record is from RefSeq and is a predicted model, not a curated record. NCBI's taxonomy places the organism in Eukaryota, Metazoa, Arthropoda, Arachnida, Ixodida, Ixodidae. Bases 1 to 1425 code for a protein of 474 amino acids. Gene Ontology annotation, cellular component: nucleoplasm. Gene Ontology annotation, molecular function: RNA binding. The transcript has a single exon.
AUGGAGACGUGCGUAGCACAAGUGACGAACGUGGCGCCGACUGCCACGCUGGAGCAGAUGUCCACGCUCUUUGGGUUCCUGGGCAAGAUCUUGGAAAUCAAGAUGUAUCCGUCGGACGAGUUCCUCCUGCAGCCCGUGGCCAAGGUGUGCUACAUCCGCUACGAGGAACCCUGGAGCGUCGGGGUGGCCCAGCACCUGACCAACACGGUCUUCGUGGAUAGAGCCCUCAUCGUGGUGCCCGUGACGGACGGCAAACUGCCGGACGAGAGCCGCGCGCUGGCGCUCACGACUCCCGUGUCGGCCGUGCCCGAAGAGCCGACCAUCGCCGCCCUGUCGCCCGGACUCGUCAACCAGGUGGCUAUGGGAGCAGGGGGCGUCCAGGUGAUCACCACCCAAGACCCCCAGCUGGCCGCGCUGGGGCUCCCGCCGUACCCGCCGCUCCCGGCCACGAUGGACCCCACUAAAGUGGAAGAGAUCCGACGAACGGUGUACGUCGGGAACCUAGACUCGUCGGCCACCACAGAACAGCUGCUCAAGUUCUUCAGCCAGAUGGGCGAGGUGAAAUAUGUGCGCAUGGCCGGCGGCGAGAGCCAGCCGACGCGCUUCGCCUUCGUCGAGUUCACCGAACAGAGCAGCGUGGGCCGGGCGCUCCAGUUCAACGGCAUCGAGUUCGCGGGUCGCUCUCUCAAGAUCAACCACUCGAACAACUCGAUCGUCAAGCCGCAGGCCAAGAGCUCCGAGGCGGCCCACAAGGAAAUUGAGGAGGCCAUGCGGCGCGUCCGCGAGGCGCAGUCCCUCAUCACUGCCGCCAUCGAGCCGGAGAUGGCCCGGGCCCAGGCGGUUGGCUCGCCCCUGAUGCCUGGCAUCAGCGCCGCCACCCCGAUGCUGGCCAAGCGCCGCUCCAAGAGCCCCGUCAAGCCGCGCCGAAGCCGCUCCCGCAGCAGUCGGUCGCGCAGCAGUCGCCGGCGGAGUCGCUCAUCGAGCCGCCACCGACCCAGUCGGUCGGGCAGCCGGCACCGCCGAUCCCACCGUCGGUCGCGGAGCAGGCCCAGCUCUCCGGGGCCCAGACGGCGCAGGCGGUCUUCGAGCAGCCACAGGCGACGCUACUCCCGCUCGCGAACCCCGCCCAAGAAGUCGCGGCUCAAGAGCCGCCGGGACGAGUUCCCAGAGACCUCGCGUCGCCGCAAGAAGUCCCGGUCACCGUCGUCGCGGAAGAGUUCCAAGCGCGGCUCGGUGACGCCGCCGCCGCGGCGCAGCUCUAAGAAGAGGCGCAAGUCGCGCAGCCCGCGGCGGUCCAAGAGUCGCAAGGAGGGCAAGGCGACGGUGGCCCGCGACUACGACGAGGAGGAGAAGGGCUACGACCCGGCGGCCCUGGACAACAGCAGCAGCCCCGGCUCGGGGGACAUGGACCUGGCCAGUGAUUGAGCGACACAAUAAAUCUGAGUGUCAAGGCCCUC